Molecule: messenger RNA, 3530 nt
Organism: Calliphora vicina (urban bluebottle blowfly)
Lineage: Eukaryota; Metazoa; Arthropoda; Insecta; Diptera; Calliphoridae
Product: zinc finger protein 585A-like
Exons: 7
Coding region: 38-3502 (1154 amino acids)
Cellular component (GO): nucleus
Molecular function (GO): zinc ion binding
Source: RefSeq, a predicted model, not a curated record
UAUUUAUGAGCUCUAAAUUAAAAUAGAAUUUAUCAAAAUGAAUGAAAAUUCAGUACAAAAGUGUAGGACAUGUCUUAAGAACAGUACAAAAACUUUUCCUCUAACCAAACAUGCCAGAGGAUGUAGUCCAAAGAGGAGCUACGCUCAACUGCUAAAGGAAUAUGCCAAAAUUGAGUGCAACCCAGAUUAUGAGCGUCUCAUGCCUAAAUAUUUAUGUUUUUUAUGCUGUCGUGAGUUGAGAAAUACUUACGCCUUCAUUCGUCAGGCCCAGUAUUGCAAUAUUAAACUUGUAAAUGUUAUUUCUAAGCAAUUGGAUUGUCUGCAAGAAAAAACAAUUGAUUUGCCACAAAAUGAAUUGGAAGUAUCGAUUGAUAUCAAAAUGGAAAAGGAUACUGAUGAUAGCAAUGCAAUGGACAUCAAAUCUAGGGAUGCUUUGACAGAUGAAUUCAGCAUUAAUAGAACGAGUGUACAAUCGAAAUCAGAAGUGUUGGAAGAAUUAACAGACAAUGAGGAGCAAUUUCAAAAUGAAGAUAAUGAGGACAUUGAUGAAAUUGAUAAUGAACAAAAUGAUUCAAAUGAUUUACCGCCAGAAUGUUCUACGACGAUCGAUCAUACUAUUGCCUCACAUUUAAAUGAUAAUGCUGAAGAGGAGCCUUCGGAAUCCAAAAUUGACACAGCCUGUCCCAUAUGCGGUAAAAUUAUGACCAGACGUGAUAAUUUACUAAAGCACAUGCGUACACAACAUGAUAUAGAAGCGCCUAGUUCAUAUUUAGACAAACGAAAACCUGAAACAAAAGAAGUGUUUGCCUGUAAAAUAUGUCCUGGUAAAUAUACAAAUAAAUACACGUAUUUAUAUCAUAUAAAAAAUAAACAUGGUGUGGAUGAAAGAAAAGUAAAACAAAAACCAAAGGAUAAAAUUAUUAAAUGUCGUUCAUGCGAUUAUACAGCUAGAACUUAUGCGGCAUUAAACUAUCACAAUCGUUCCAAGCAUGGCUCCGAAAAAGACAAAUUCAAAUGCAAAUUUUGUGCGUACAUGUGUCUGAAGAAAUUUGAUCUAUUAACACAUGUGAAAAAUUCACAUAAAGAACUGAUAAAAACACUUAAAGCUGAGGCGGUAAAUAAAGCGGAUGAAGGGGAUGCUUCCAAGGACACAGCAACUACUAAUACAAACUUAACUACUUCAUCUAAAUAUGUAACACCGCAAGAUAUUGAUAAUUGCCUAAACGAAACAGAAUACUCUUCCAGUGAUGACAGCAUUCCUUUGGCACAAAAAAUCACUAAAUCUCAUACAAAGCCCUCAAAUAAGGAACAAUUCAGUGAUGAAGAGUUUAUAAGGGAUAUUCUGAAUAUUAAAAAAAGAAAGACUAAAUCAUCAGCGGCCAAAUCAUUAGCCAGACGAUGCGAUGAAUGUGGUAAUAUUUACAAAAACUACAAAGCUCUUUAUGCUCAUCAGCGUCAUGUACAUAUCAGCGAAGAUAAGUACAGUUUAUGUCCACAUUGUGGUAAGAAAUACAAACGUAAAACCGAUCUUAGGAUACACAUUGAAAAGUCACAUAUUCCCAAAAAUACAAAUGAAACUGCAAAACAACCAGCUAAAGUUAGAGAGAAACGUUUUAUGUGUACAGAAUGCUCGUAUGUUUGCACCACAAUAACCAUCUUGAAUAUUCACAGAAAUCGUCAUCAUACUGGCGAAAAACCCUAUAAAUGUGAUAUUUGCUUUAAAUCGUUUAUUGUGCCGUACGAUUUGAAAAUUCAUCGUUAUUUACAUACCGGCGAAAGGCCAUACAAAUGUCCGAUUUGUUCGAAGGGUUUUCGCGACAAUUCCCAUAUGAUUAAACACAAACGUAUACAUAGCAGUGAACGGCCGUACAAGUGUAAAGAUUGCGGUAAAAGUUUUACACAGUCGUAUAAUUUAUCGGUGCACCGACGAACGCAUCUGAAGGAGAAAAAACUGAAUUGUGCGAUUUGUGGUAAAGUAUUUGAAAAUAGAUCGUUAUUAAAUAUACAUCGUAUUAAUGAAAAUCAUCAUGAUGAAGUUGUUAGUGAACAAAAUUAUUUAAAUGAUUUACCGCCAGAAUAUUCUACGACUUUCGAUAAAACUAUUGCCUCACAUUUAGAUGAUACUGCUGAGAAGCCUUCAGAAUAUCAAAUUGAUACAGCCUGUCCCAUAUGCGGUAAAAUUAUGAGCAGACGUGAUAAUUUAUUAAAACACAUGCGUUCACAACAUGACAUAGAAGCGCCCAGUACAUAUUUAGACAAACAUAAACUUGAUUCAAAAGAAGUGUUUACCUGUAAAUUAUGCCCUGAUAAAUACAUCAAUAGAGACAUGUAUUUAUAUCAUAUAAAAAAUAAACAUGGUGUAGUUAAACUAAAGGAAAAACAAAAACCUAAGGAUAAAAUUUUAAAAUGUCGUUCAUGCGAUUAUACAGCUGGAAAUUAUGCGUCAUUAAACUAUCACAAUCGUUCCAAGCAUGGCUCCGAAAAAGACAAAUUCAAAUGCAAAUUUUGUGCGUACAUGUAUAUGCAGAAAUAUGACCUAUUAACACAUGUGAAAAAUUCCCAUAAAGAACUGAUAAAAACACUUAAAGCUGAGGCGGCAAAUAAAACGGAUAAAGGGGAUGCUUCCAAGGACACAGCAACUACUAAUACACACUUAAAGACUUCUUGCCUAAACAAAACAGAAUACUCUAACAGUGAUGACAGCAUUUCUAUGGCACAAAAAAUCACUAAAUCUCAUACAAAACCUUUAAUAAAGACUGAAGUGGAUAAGGAACAAUUUAGUGAUGAAGAGUUUAUAAGGGAUAUUCUAAAUAUUAAAAAAAGAAAGACUAAAUCAUCAUCAUCAUUAGCCAGACGAUGUGAAGAAUGUGGUAAUAUUUACAAAAACUACAAAACACUUUAUGCUCAUCAACGUCAUGUACAUAUCAGCGAAGAUAAGUACAGUUUAUGUCCACAUUGUGGUAAAAAAUACAAACGAAAAACCGAUCUUAGGAUACACAUUGAAAAGUCACAUAUUCCCAAAACUUCAACAGAAACUGCAAAACAACCAGCUAAAGUUAAAGAGAAACGUUUCAUGUGUACAGAAUGCUCGUACGUUUGCGAAACAAUAACCAUCUUGAAUGUUCACAGAAAUCGUCAUCAUACUGGCGAAAAACCCUAUAAAUGUGAUAUUUGCUUUAAAUCAUUUAUUGUGCCGUACGACUUGAAAAUUCAUCGUUAUUUACAUACCGGCGAAAGGCCAUACAAAUGUCCGAUUUGUUCGAAGGGUUUUCGCGACAAUUCCCAUAUGAUUAAACACAAACGUAUACAUAGCAGUGAACGGCCGUACAAGUGUAAAGAUUGCGGUAAAAGUUUUACACAGUCGUAUAAUUUAUCGGUGCACCGACGAACGCAUCUGAAGGAGAAAAAACUGAAUUGUGCGAUUUGUGGUAAAGUAUUUGAAAAUAGAUCGUUAUUAAAUAUACAUCGUAUUAAUGAAAAUCAUCAUGAUGAAGUUGUAUGAAUGUAAAAAGAGUGAUUUAUUAUUUAUG